Messenger RNA from Octopus sinensis (East Asian common octopus), 2352 nucleotides. RefSeq names its product zinc finger protein 239-like. The record is from RefSeq and is a predicted model, not a curated record. Gene Ontology annotation, molecular function: RNA polymerase II cis-regulatory region sequence-specific DNA binding; DNA-binding transcription factor activity, RNA polymerase II-specific. Gene Ontology annotation, biological process: regulation of transcription by RNA polymerase II. The transcript is spliced from 3 exons. Bases 1023 to 1721 code for a protein of 232 amino acids. NCBI's taxonomy places the organism in Eukaryota, Metazoa, Mollusca, Cephalopoda, Octopoda, Octopodidae.
ACAGCAUUACCACGUGGCUAAAGUGUUAGAAAAACCAAGCACCCUCACGAACAUCACCUGUCGCCUAGGUGAGCCGGGCUGCUAACGAUGACAAGAACUUGGCGUUAGUGGCCCAGUCCUUCCAAUCGCCUCGAAGGCUACAGGCUGAAACAGUUCACUACCAGGUCCUGGAACAAGCAUAUGAUUUUUUUUUGUUUUUAAACGAGACAGUUAUGUCCCUUCGUAUAAUUAACAAAUUUACAAAUCGUUUAAGUAUCGGAGAGCAUGUUUUCCAGUAUUUGUUUCUCUUCUCUCUGGUUGAUGGUCGUACAGCAACCAACAUGACAUGAAGGUUAUUUUCAACAUCUUCAUAGGAAAACUUUAAUAAACCAAAGUGGACAACUAUCACUGUCAACAAGGUUCAUAAAUAAAGAACAACCAUACAAGAUGUUCCCACGCGCUUGAUUUGAUUAUCAGAUGACCUCAGCAUCACAGGAAUUUUAUAUAAACUACAUCAUUAGUAUUGAACAUCUUACUUAUAACACGUAUAACCGUGUUUCUAUAAAUAUAUACUGAAUUACUGCAAAAUAUAUCUUCUGAACUCUGACAUAUAUGUAGCAAAAUUUCUCUUCUUUAUUGUCUGGAAUGCACAGAAAAUUAUAUUUGUAUUUGAAUUAAUCCUUUAACAUUUGAACUGGGCAUGCCAUUCCCAAAUAUUCUGCAUAUUCUAUGUUAAAAUUGGCCGCAUCUGGCAUCUUAAACUCACCCUGCAAUGUCAUAUAAACAUAAAGAAUCACAUUGUUGAAAUCUUAAAGCAAUAAGAUAAUGAAUGAUUAAUUCGGAAGAAUUUGAAUAAAUAAGCAUUACAUUUGACAGUAAUCUGAAUGUUAAUGAGUUAAAGCAAUUAAGAAGGCAGUUUGCAGCAUCUUCAGAUAUUAACAAAGAUCACUUUUGAUGGAGAUAUAUCAGUAGAAAUAUUUCUGAAGAGCAAUACACGAGAAGAAGGAAAACAUUUGUGUACUGUGACGAGAGAAAGGAAAAUUAUGGAAAAUGAAUUGUAUUGGAGUGAAGUUGAAUGUAAAAGAGAGUCUGAAGAAAUUGAUUUUUCUAAUGAGGAGAAGAAUGAACAGGGCAAAAUAUCAUAUCAUUGUGAUACCUGUGGUAAAUCCUUCUCUGUCACUAGUAACUUAACUAGGCACAAACGACGCAUUCAUACAGGAGAGAAGCCAUAUCAUUGUGAUAUCUGUGGUAAAUCAUUUUCUCAAAAUGGUCACUUGACUGUUCACAAAUGCAUUCAUUCAGGAAAGAAGCCAUAUCAUUGUGAUAUCUGUGGUAAAUCAUUUUCUCAAAAUAGUCAACUGACUAGGCACAAACGCAUUCAUACAGGAGAGAAACCAUAUCGGUGUGAUAUCUGUGGUAAAUCCUUCUCUGGAAGUGGGAACUUAACCAUGCACAAACGUACACAUACAGGUGAGAAGCCAUAUCAUUGUGAUAUCUGUGGUAAAUCUUUCUCUGGAAGUGGGUACUUAACCAUACACAAACGUACACAUACAGGUGAGAAGCCAUAUCAUUGUGAUAUCUGUGGUAAAUCUUUCUCUAGAAGUAAUCAUGUAACUGCUCACCAGCGUAUUCAUACAGGAGCGGGACCAUAUCAUUGUGAUAUUUGUUGUGAGUCAUUUUCUCAAAAUAGUUACCUGACUAGGCACAGACGCAUUCAUACAAAAGAAGUCACAUCACUGUAAUACCUGUGGUAAAUCAUUUUCCAAAAACAGCACUUUGUCUAGUCUCAAACGUUUUCAUACAUGAGAGAAGCCAUAUCAUUGUGAUAUUUGUGGUGAAUCGUUUGCUUAUAGAAGCAGCGUAACUACUUCCUUAAACCUUCAUGAGAGACAAACCAUACCAGUCAUCUGUCAUCAUUGUUCUCCAUGUCCACAUUUGCCAAUCUCUCAUUGGUGAGAUGAAAUUUAUUGAUGUGAAUUUUUACUGUCCAGAUGCCCUUCCUGUUGCCAACCUUCACCUGUUUCAAACUAAAAUAUUUUCCAGUGACCUGACAUGUUUUUGUGGCAGAUUGGCGAUGGACAUUGCUUGCAUGGCAGUGACACCCACAACUAUCACACAGUCUCAAACCAAGGAUAUAAUAACACACACAUUCAUAAGCCCCUCACACUUCUAUGAAACAUCCCCCUCUAUCCUCUGCACCACUAAUAUUCCCCCACCACCACUACCUUUUGUGUAUGUCCUCAUACAUCUGCAACACCAUCCAUUUCUCUAUAUAUACUCUUUACUCUUUUACUUGUUUCAGUCAUUUGACUACGGCCAUGCUGGAGCACCGCCUUCAGUCGAGCAAAUCGACGCCGGGACUUAUUCUUUUGU